AUGGUACAGACUAUAUGUGUGAGCCCAAUGUUUUUAAGGAGUUCUGCUGCACAGGAAGCGUGUGACUGUCUUACUAAUGUUCUGGGUAAAAGUCCAUUAUUACUGACAGAACUGGAUCUGAGUGAAGAUAAAUUAGGAGAUCUGGAUGUAGAGAAACUCUCUGCUCUUCUGAUGGACUCUCAUAGCAAAGUGGAGAAAAUCAAGCUGAGUAAUUGUGAAAAGCUGACAGAGAAAAGCUGUUCAGUUCUAGCUACUGUUCUCUCCUCCAAAACCAUCCUGAAAGAGAUGAACCUGAACAACAGUCGUCUGUUGGACUCAGGAGUCAGAGAGAUCUGUAAAGGAUUAGGGAAUCGAAUGUGUGAGCUGAAGAUACUCAAUCUUUCAGACUGCAGUAUCAGUGAAGAAGGUUAUAAAGCUCUGGCUUCAGCUCUGAGAUCAAACCCUUCACACCUGAUAGAGCUGGAUCUCAGAGGAAAUGAUCCUGGACAAUCAGGAGUGAAGGAGCUCACUGAUUUACUACAGGAUCCACACUGUACACUGAAGACACUGAGGUUUUUGAGUCCUGCAGCAGAAGAAGUCUUUCAGUUUGUGACUGGAAUUGUGGGUAAAAACCCGUUACUCCUGAAAGAACUGAAUCUGAGUAAUCAUGAAUUAGGAGACACACAAGUGAAUCAACUCUCGGUUCUGCUGAAAGAUAAACACUGUACAAUCAACACACUUCAGCUGAAUAAUAGCAAGAUUACAGCAGAAGGUUGUGCUUCUUUGACUUCAGCAUUUAAUUCAAAUCCUUCACACCUGAUAGAGCUCAAUCUGAGUGAAAAUAAACUAGAAGACUCUGGAGUAGUGAAAAUCUGCCCUCUGCUGAAAAAUACACAGUGCAGACUGGAGAAACUGAGUCUUUCAGACUGCAGUAUCAGUGAAGAAGGUUAUAAAGCUCUGGCUUCAGCUCUGAGAUCAAACCCUUCACACCUGAUAGAGCUGGAUCUAAGAGGAAAUGAUCCUGGACAAUCAGGAGUGAAGGAGCUCACUGAUUUACCACAGGAUCCACACUGUACACUGAAGACACUGAGGUUUUUGAGUCCUGAUGAUGAUAAAGUCUGUCAAUUUGUGACAGGAAUUGUGGGUGAAAACCCGUUACUCCUGAAAGAACUGAAUCUGAGUAAUCGUGAACUAGGAGACACACAAGUGAAUCAACUCUCUACUCUACUGCAGGAUAAACAUUGUAGAGUCAACACAUUCAUGCUGAAUAAUAACAGGAUUACAGCUGAAGGUUGUGCUGCUUUAACUUCAGCAUUUAAUUUAAACCCUUCACACCUGAUAGAGCUCAAUCUGAGUGGAAAUAAUCUAGGAGACUCAGGAGUAGAGAAGAUCUGUCCUCUGCUGAAAAAUACACAAUGCCGAUUAGAGAAACUGAGUCUUUCAGACUGCAGAAUCACUGAAGAAGGUUAUAAAGCUCUGGCUUCAGCUCUGAGAUCAAACCCUUCACACCUGAUAGAGCUGGAUCUCAGAGGAAAUGAUCCUGGACAAUCAGGAGUGAAGGAGCUCACUGAUUUACUGAAGAGUAGAAGCUGUAAAUUCAGGUUUCUGAAGUGUUCUGCACAGGAAGCGUGUGACUAUCUUACUAAAGCUGUGGGUAAAAGUCCAUUAUUACUGACAGAACUGGAUCUGAGUGAAGAUAAAUUAGGAGAUCUGGAUGGAGACAAACUCUCUGCUCUUCUGAUGGACUCUCAUAGCAAAGUGGAGAAAAUCAAGUGA
Molecule: messenger RNA, 1755 nt
Organism: Danio aesculapii
Lineage: Eukaryota; Metazoa; Chordata; Actinopteri; Cypriniformes; Danionidae
Product: ribonuclease inhibitor-like
Exons: 11
Coding region: 1-1755 (584 amino acids)
Molecular function (GO): protein binding
Source: RefSeq, a predicted model, not a curated record